Messenger RNA from Poeciliopsis prolifica (blackstripe livebearer), 1361 nucleotides. RefSeq names its product adenylate cyclase activating polypeptide 1a (gene adcyap1a). The transcript is spliced from 7 exons. Gene Ontology annotation, biological process: positive regulation of protein kinase activity; positive regulation of GTPase activity; neuron projection development. Gene Ontology annotation, cellular component: neuron projection; extracellular region; perikaryon. NCBI's taxonomy places the organism in Eukaryota, Metazoa, Chordata, Actinopteri, Cyprinodontiformes, Poeciliidae. The record is from RefSeq and is a predicted model, not a curated record. Gene Ontology annotation, molecular function: neuropeptide hormone activity; peptide hormone receptor binding; pituitary adenylate cyclase activating polypeptide activity. The coding region runs from base 329 to 931 and encodes 200 amino acids.
GAGCCUUUCCAAUUCAUGGAUAAAAAACCAAAAGAGAGGUAACUUCAUAAGACUCAGGAAAGUUUUGACAGAGACGGUAGCUGCUGCUGUUGUGGAGUUUUAUUUAUUUUUUUUUUUUAUUUUGUCCCGUCCAUGAGCUACUAAAAAAAAAAAAGAAAGAAAAAGAAAGGACGCCCGGUACGCUGCACAAUCCCAACAAGGACGCUGAAGAAACACUUCCCAGAGAAAGAGAGAAAGAGAGUGAGAGAGGCUGAGAUAGAGAUCCUAUCUCACUCUCCUAGCUGAGGUCCUCGGAAGAACGGGUCUAUCGUCUCGAAACUGCAGGACCAUGUCUAGUAAAGCAACUUUAGCACUGCUCAUCUAUGGAAUCAUAAUGCAUCACAGCAUCAACUGCUCGCCUGUAGGAAUAAGCUUUCCAAGUAUCAGACUUGACAGUGGGCUUUAUGAUGAGGGUGGUAACUCCUUGCCCUCCCUGGAUUAUGAUGGAGAUCAGUUGGAGGUGAGAAGCCCCUCUUCUGUCACAGACGACGUCUUCACCAUGUUCUACCCAGCAGAGAAAAGAAUGGAAAGGCAUGCAGACGGCAUGUUUAAUAAAGCCUACAGGAAAGCGCUGGGUCAGUUAUCAGCAAGGAAAUACCUUCAUUCUCUGAUGGCAAAACGUGUAGGUGGGGGAAAAGCGCUGGACGACAGCUCGGAGCCCCUCUCCAAGCGACACUCAGACGGGAUCUUCACAGACAGCUACAGCCGCUACAGGAAGCAAAUGGCUGUCAAGAAAUACCUGGCGGCGGUCCUGGGGAAAAGCCUUGAAGACAUAGGUAUUCACCAUAUCCUACAAGCGAUAGACUUUGACGCCCUCCCGGACGGGGAUGAGCUUGACGCUUUUUUGGGAGACUGGCUGAAACAGUUUUCUCCCGAAUUUGCGGCUUUGUGACGCAGGGGAGCAGUUUGCAGCUGUGGUGCCUUGCAUCGACUGUAACAAAAAAAAAAAAAAGAAAAAAAAACAAUAAAAAAAUGCCAUGAAUCAUGGAUGGCUAUUUAGUGGCCCUACAAUGCUGCACAUCUUUGGCGCACACUUCAUCACUAAUUUUUUGUCAUUUUCGUCUCUGUGUUUGAUAGGAUCUUUAGCUGCUUAGGCAUAAAAAAUUCCUCCUUGCACUGCUUUUUUGUUUGGCACUUUGUUUUAGUGCUCUAUGUUUGUGUGAAAACAGCGGGGGACAGGGAAGGUGGCAGUAUAAUAAUGAAAGCGCCAAUAGCCUUACGAAAAUGAAUUAUUCUUCUGAGAUACAUACAUAUAUAUAUAUAUAUAUAUUUACUGUGUGGAAAGUGAAUAUUAGAUUACUAUAAAGUUUGAGUCAAUAAAU